CUCUCUGUGGGCGUGGAAUUUUAACCUCCGCUCGAUCUCAAUGAUUCUUGAAAUGAGUGUGGCCAAAACGCGUGUUGUACCUGCAACACGACCGAUGUUUACUAUGACAAUUCAUGUCCCGAAUCAGGUAAACAAGAUGGCUCUGAUUUACUGACUCAUCCACUUAAGGAUAGCCAGAGCCGAAACGUAUCGCAUAAAUACAGAAAGGAUUCCAACCAACUACCCAGAACUUUCCUCGAUCGCUCACCUCAACAAUGACCGAUAACUCAAUUUUCUCCUCCAAGACUACCAUCUGCACGCCGAACGACGAUACCCAAGGUCCUACCCAACGAGAGCGACUGGGUAUCUUCGAGAUUGCGUACGAGAAAGAGGGGUUCUUACCCUCUCACGACGCUAUCAUAUCGGUGGUAUACAGCAUCUCAGAACACGGCGUUUUUGCUCUUCGCCUCUUCAACGAUGUCUACUCCAUCGCGCCGACGACGUUCCUGCUCUACAUCACCGCGAAUCUAUGGUUGAGCCUCUCUCCGGCUGUGGCGAUUUGCCUCGUCAAAGUGGGACUCCACACCAUUGAGAUGUGGAUGACCUCCGGGUUUUCCAACUCAGAUACAAUGAUGGAAGACUUUAAAAAUCCUGUGCUGUAUUGGUUGGCGUCCGCCUCAGUGUCGGUCGUAGCUGCGCGUCUCAUCACAGGGAAUGAUCGUGCACUGGACUCGGCGACCAAGUUGCUUCUUUAUCCUCAGUUCGCUAAAACGAGCUUGGCUCUAGAUCUGAAUACUGCAACUGGUGGUAAUAGCUUUCCCAACCCCGGCGAGUUUCACCAAGCGUACUGCCAGGCGUGGGCAACCCUGAAGGCCAUUAUUCUUCGACUACGUGCUAUCAUAAGCGUUAUCCUUCAAGUCGUAGUUUUCAUUAUCCUCCUGGAUGAGUCCUUGCCCGUGGUAUUAAUCACGACGCUCGGUUCUUGCGUUCUGACUUUCCUUUUGCUCAAGCCCAUCAACGGUUUUGGAGGCGCGGGAUAUGUAUACUGGACGAAGAAUCCCCACUACGAUCGUUUGAUAGGGCUCCAUCAAAUGAUAUUCAAUCCUUGGGUCUAUCGCGACUCCAUGGUGAAGACCGUACCAGAAGGCUACAUAUACCAAGAAUACAAGAAAGAAAUCGAAUCUUUGGGUAUACAGAAAUACAGUGAGGCAGACUUCGCCUCGAUAAGCGUUCCCCCUCCAUGGUACUGGGAUCUUGCUAGCAUAAUUCUUGUUGACGGCUUUCCGGCAUUAUGUUCCGCUGUGUUAUUCUGGACUCCUCUGACGCCAUCUCUAUUGUCUGCAGGCAUGCUUCUUCAGGCAGCUUUCAGUAACCUGAGGAAGAGUUCCGAUUUGAUGGUACUAUGCUAUUCCAGUUCCUUCGUUGCUUUACUUCAGGAAGCGAAGUUAUGCUACCGAGAUCUGCAUAUCACUUCGACUAUGGCUACUGGAAAUUGCGAGUAUCCUGGUAGUGAGAAGCCUUCCAGCGAAGGGAUGAGCAUCUCUUUCCGGAAUGUUUCGUUUAUAUACCCUGGCAAUAAGCUAGCCCUCAAGGACGUAUCGUUCGAUAUUUCUCCCGGACAGCUUAUUGUUAUUGUCGGCAUCAACGGCAGUGGAAAGUCUAGCCUCUUGAACCUGUUGUCUCGUUUGAGAGAUCCUACUUCUGGGGAGAUACUCAUUGAUGGGAGACCGUUACAAGAUUAUGGGCUGGCUUCUCUCCGAUCGUCUAUCACUGUUCUCUCGCAGGGAGACGUUCUUUAUCCACUAUCCUAUGGCGAUAACUUUCUCAUGGCUCUCGGUAACUCUACCUCGGUUAUCCAGGGAAAUCAUCCUAUCCAGAUACUUGAAAAAGCAGCUACUAUGGGUGGAUCGUCUGCGAUUAUCCAUGAACAGAAGAACGGCUUUGAUUCCCUUUACACUCCCAGUAACGACGCAUUUGAACGCUCAUUUGACGUCUCUGUCUCUGGCUGUGGACACAGGUUUCCCUCGACGGCAACGAUACAAGUACAGAAACAGGAACAUCCCCCGCGGACGCCUACGAAGCUGUCAGGAGGCGAGACUCAACGAAUUCUUGCUUCCCGCGCGUGUAUGAAGCUAUUGAACGGAGGAAUUAAACUCCUAAUAGCUGACGAAGCAACUUCGGCAAUGGAUCCUGUUGCUGAACGUGAUUUAUUGAAUGGUUUCUUGGAGCAAGGUAAAGGCAUGACGAAGAUCUUUGUCACACACAGGUUCGCACAUCUCGUCAAGCGUGCUGAUCAGGUUUUGUGCUUGAAUGAAGGAAAGAUCGUAGAGCGUGGAACUCACGCCGAGCUAAUGGCUAUUGAAGGAGAGUAUGCUCAGAUGUAUAACGCGCAAGCAGAAGCGUACCAAUGAGCGCCCGGGAUAUAUGAUCUUUCCGGAUUUCUGAAGCUCUUCCCUUGAUUUUGGACUUGCUUUCUUGUGAUAGUCUUUGAAUCCUUAGUGCAAUGAUGUCUACGCUCGGUAUAUCUUCGGUCCUCUGUCAAUAAAACCGAAUAUGUUUUCAC
Messenger RNA from Desarmillaria tabescens, 2542 nucleotides. RefSeq names its product P-loop containing nucleoside triphosphate hydrolase protein. Gene Ontology annotation, molecular function: ATP binding; ATP hydrolysis activity. Lineage: Eukaryota; Fungi; Basidiomycota; Agaricomycetes; Agaricales; Physalacriaceae. The coding region runs from base 255 to 2390 and encodes 711 amino acids. The record is from RefSeq and is a predicted model, not a curated record. The transcript has 11 exons.